AUGGCAGAAAACGGCGACGCCGACUUGGAUUCCUUGUCGCUCUCUGACACCGAGGCUGAUGAGACAGAGGAUCUCUUCGCAUCACCGUCAAAGAAACAGUCUCGCCCCCCUAGAGCGCCCGAGAACACGAAUAAGUCACACAAAGAAGCCUCUGCUCCGCCGUUGGACUCAGACGAGGAUGCCCUCGCAGACCAUGAGGAGCGCCUACGGCACGAGCUUGCUUCCCUGCGCUCCAUGAAUACGGUCGUAUCUGGCAUUACUGCCUCGUUGGAAAAAGCGAAGAACAAUAUGGAGACUGUGUCAGCCACAGUCAACAAUGCUUCAACGCUACUCACAACCUGGACGCGCAUACUCAGUCAAACAGAGCACAAUCAGCGGCUAAUACUGAACCCAAAUUGGCAUGGCGCAAGCCAGGAUCUUGUCGAUGCUGAGAAUGAGGAGGUGCAGAAGCAGCAGGAGCAAGAGAGAAGAGAGGCCGAGGAAGAGAGAAGGGCCAGGCAGAGGGAGGCAGAGAGAGAAGAAGAGGAGAGAAGAAGAGCGCUGGAAAGUACGAAGGGGACAAAAAGUAAGACAGGCAGGGUGACCGGAAGAGGAACGACAAGAGGCAGAGGCUAUGUUGGCGUCGGUGGUCAGGGAGGAACCAGAGGCACUGCAAGAGGCAAUACUACUGGCAGAACGGCAAGUGGUAUUGGAAGGGGGCUGGGUGGAUCUCGAGGAAGAGGGAGAGGCAUAUGA
Messenger RNA from Bacidia gigantensis, 735 nucleotides. RefSeq lists its product as uncharacterized. Gene Ontology annotation, cellular component: DASH complex; mitotic spindle. Gene Ontology annotation, biological process: mitotic cell cycle. Bases 1 to 735 code for a protein of 244 amino acids. The transcript has a single exon. NCBI's taxonomy places the organism in Eukaryota, Fungi, Ascomycota, Lecanoromycetes, Lecanorales, Ramalinaceae. The record is from RefSeq and is a predicted model, not a curated record.